Messenger RNA from Meleagris gallopavo (turkey), 801 nucleotides. Lineage: Eukaryota; Metazoa; Chordata; Aves; Galliformes; Phasianidae. The record is from RefSeq and is a predicted model, not a curated record.
AUGCUCUUGAGCUGUGCAAGCCAAGGUCUGCAGCAAGGUGCAGGAAACCCCCUGGUGAACGGUGUUGCUUGCAAUGUGGCUAUAAAGAUAAUUGACAACAGAAUGCCUCAGGACUUCCUGGACUGAUUUCUCCCUAGGGAAACAGAGGAACAUUUGCACCACCCAUCAAUCAUCAAAACUGAGAUCUUUGAGAUAUCAGGGGGGAAAUUGUACAUCUUUAUGGCGCUGGGGGUAAAGGGAGACCUCCUGGGCCAUGUCAAGAUGACAGAAGCUGUGAAAGAGAACUUUACUCAUUUUAAGUUCCAGCAGUUGGCUUCUGCCAUCAAGCAUUGCCAUGACUUAGCUGUAGCUCACAGAGACCUGAAAUCUGUGAAUAUCCUUCCCAAUGAACAUUUAAACGUCAAGAUGUCAGACUACUUUUCCAAUAUUUGUCUCAGGGUGAAAAGGGAAGAUCCAUUCUCAGCAUAUGCAUAUGCAGCCCAUGAACUGCUGCAGGACAAUCCUUGUGACCUCGGGAUUUCUGACAUCUGGAGCCUGGGUGUCAUUCUGUAUACAAUGGUCUAUGCAUUAAUGCCUUUUAGUGAUUCUAAUGUCAGAAAAACUAUGUGUACUCAGAAAUAAUACAAGACUGACUUCCAUGCAUCAAAAUACCUGACUAAAGAGCGUGAGGACCUUAUUUUCUACUUGUUUCAGUCUGACACUUCUCAGAGGUUAUCUGUAAAUGAAGUUUUGAGAUACUUGUGGUCCCAGACUCCAAAAUCCCAAAUCCUUACCCCCUCUGCCCACUGCACAAGAGGUUGA